Molecule: messenger RNA, 2133 nt
Organism: Rhipicephalus sanguineus (brown dog tick)
Lineage: Eukaryota; Metazoa; Arthropoda; Arachnida; Ixodida; Ixodidae
Product: BUD13 homolog
Exons: 6
Coding region: 75-2069 (664 amino acids)
Biological process (GO): mRNA splicing, via spliceosome
Cellular component (GO): U2-type spliceosomal complex; RES complex
Molecular function (GO): RNA binding
Source: RefSeq, a predicted model, not a curated record
GAAAUCUCGGAAGCCACGUAAACAAGGUAAAAUGCGGUGAAGAGUUCAAGCGGGAGCAAGUAUAAACGGCCGUCAUGGCGUCGUCUGGGGAUGUUGUUGCCCCGGCAAAGAGCGUCGAUAAGCUCAAAUAUCUAGAGAAAUACAUGUCCGGGAAGGAAAAGAAAAAGAAGAAACGAGUAAAGCCUUCUUCAACGCAGAGGUUACGAAUACUGGAUGACGACGUCGAUUUGAAGCAUAUCCCCUCGGCACAGAGUCGCGAAGCAACACCCGAAGACGACGAACCUGUAGUUGCUUCUGUUAUUGACGACCGACCUUUACAGGCCCGUGUAGCGGAGCAGUACACGCCUGCCCAGUGGAAAAAGAUUGGCAAAGAUGCAGGCAAAGAAGUUGGCUCGCUUGCUGAGAAAAGACCAGCCGAGGACAGCGAUGAGUCGCCUCCGCGGAAGCGGCAGGCUUGCUACAGAGGCAGGCACGAUUCCGACAGUGACCUCUCCCCGGAGCGGCCGAGUGCGAAUGCGGAGUUACCGGAAAAGCACGAAGAACGCGCGAGGAGCCAGCGCAACCGAGGGACACCACCGCCAGUGGAAUCGAAAAGUUCCCGUCGUAAGCCAUCCCCUCAAAGGGCGAGGCAGCAUUCAUCGAGUAGUGAUGUAUCUCCACCGAGAAGACCAUCGCCCCCGAGCAGAUCAAACAGAGAGACGGGCGGGUCCCCUCAAAAGCACCAUUCGUCAUCAUCGAAGCACAGAAGCGACGACACUCUCUCGGUUGCACGCAAACAUAGGAAGGAACAGACUGGCACACAGCGAAGUUCAUCUCCCGACCUUUCUGGGGCCAAAGAUGCCAGAGUUAAAGUAAAAGUGGAACCGACUGAUCAAACGGCAGAAAGAAGGAACAAUCGAAACAAAAGUGACGGCAAGCACAGUCGAACGCAUGCAUCAAACGAGCUACCCGAGCCGCCUUCGAAAUCGAGAAGAGGCCAUACCGAUUCCGAACACAGCUCAUCCAAAAACAAGUCUCACAAGCACGACAAAAGACGUCAUUCACCCGACCAUGCUGAGGUACGCAUAAAGGUUGAACCGAAGUCACCGAGCGAUGACCGUGGUGUUGAGAGGAUGCCACGGGCACGGCACGACUCCGAUAGUGAUUUAUCACCGGUGAGGACUACGCGUGGUGCCGAAAACAUCGACAGUGACCUUUCACCCGAGCGCCCUCGAAGAACGACUGAUAGUGUCCCCAGUAAAGGUAGACAUGAUUCAGACAGCGACUUGUCGCCACCGCGGCCGGGGAAAGCACCGGAAAAGCGCAGUGGAUCGGACAGUGAUUUGACACCCGUGCGCCAACCUCGCUCUAUGAGUGAAAGCCCAGUGCCGUUCAGACUCCGUGGCUCUGACCCUGUGAAGGUUUCGUGCCCCGACGGCUCCGGGCACUACCUUGUUCAACCGGGUGAAUUGCGUGAGAAGUUCCGAGAGCGCUCAAAGCAGACGCCUCACAAAAGUAGAAAGGUAACUAGAAAAGGCUCGCCCUCGGUGUCGAAGCAUAAGUCGGAAAAGCACAGGAAGGAUGAAAGGGAAAGCACCAAGGGCAAAGAAGUGGAAAAAGUGCAAGAAGUUGUGAAGCUUCGAGACACCACUAAAGCUGACAAAGCCAAGGAGAAAGCUGCGAAAGAGGCGGAAAUGGCCAGCAUCUACAGCAAGUGGGGGAAAGGUCUCGCUCAGCAAGAGCAGCAGGACCAAAAUCUGGCUGAACACCUGCACGAAAUGUCCAAGCCCUUCAGUCGUUAUGAAGAUGACGAAGACCUGGAGAAACACCUGAAGGACCAGGAAAGAGAAGGAGACCCGAUGCUGAACUACAUCCGAAAGAAAAAGAAGAAGCAAACAGGAGAAGGUGCUUCUGGUCGUCCUGCAUACAGUGGCCCAGAGCCUCCGCCAAAUCGCUUUGGAAUUCGUCCUGGCUACCGUUGGGACGGAGUGGACCGGUCAAACGGCUUCGAGAAGAAGCUGAUAGAGUCAAAAAAUAAUAAGAAGGCGAUGGAAGAAAUUGCGUACAAGUGGAGCGUAGAAGACUUGUAGCCUUCCUUUUAUGUUACACUUAUGUAACAACUGUUUUUACAUAAAAUGUUAUUUAAAUACGGAA